Guillardia theta CCMP2712 is the source of this 2194-nucleotide messenger RNA. RefSeq lists its product as hypothetical. NCBI's taxonomy places the organism in Eukaryota, Cryptophyceae, Pyrenomonadales, Geminigeraceae. The record is from RefSeq and is a predicted model, not a curated record. The transcript has 12 exons. Bases 1 to 2079 code for a protein of 692 amino acids.
AUGGAAGCGGAACCACGUCCGAGUAGGCCGGACUCGAUCCCUGGCUUCAUGGCCAUACUUACCUCGCACAGUGCAAGAGAAAAAAUCAGGCUGGCCAACCGCACGCAGGACAGGGAGACGGCUCGGAAGCUCGAAGACACUUGGUGGGUAGGAGAAUGGCGGGGGAAUGGAGUGUUCAAGGGCUGGUGGGUUGGAUGGAUUCGAAACACUGCGACGGACAACUCGGUGCAUCUGAAGCUAGUCAGUCAGUACGCCACAGUGCAGUACAGGGACGGUUUGAAAUUCCAGAACGCAGUAGUGUCGGAGGACGAGUAUACAGCUUUCUCGAACAUCUACACACUGAUGGACAACAACGAAGACUGCAUUGAUUUCCUUGACCAUCUCAUCCGCACGAAGCGGAUCAACCCUCGGAACAUGGACGCGGCCCAAGAGACGCUGAAAGACAUCAAGGGGGAGUACCCUUCCAGUGAUAGUGAGGGCUCGUCAUCAAACUUGGAUGAGAUCGGGUGCGAGAUGUGCAAGGGGUUCGACUGCUCCGAGGACAACGACAUUGUCCUUUGUGGCGGCAAGGAUACAGGUUGCGGGAAGGGAUGGCACAUCAGGUGCCUCAAAAUCAAAGAGCUGCCUGAGGGAGAUUGGUUCUGUCCCAAGUGCAUUGCUGCUGGUGCUGCUGGCUCUUCCAAGGACGACGGGAAGAACCUGUCGAAGAAGAAGUUGGAGAUAGCGAAGAUCCUAUCCAACUGUCAAGAGAUGUUCGAAGGCGGAGAUGAACACGCCAAAUCAAACCAAGGACACAGUGCGUUUGUGAAACCGGGGUCGGUGAAUCGAAACCGGCCUGCCGGCAACCGGAAUGAGCAGAACAGCGGGAAGAGGGGUAAGAGUGAUGACAGCACAGCCGGUCAAUCAUCGUCAUCGCGGCCGAGUCAACCUCAAGGUAGUCAGGCUGCCUCGGACAGGAAGAAUCAGCUCAGCAACAGCUCGAUGCUGAAGAACGACCAAGUUGUGCAGGCCCUGGUUAAGAUGCACAAUGUGUCACAAAGCAGCGUGAAGCUACCAAAGAGGAUCCCUUCGAGUUUGAACCACAUGUUCAAUGUCUCAGCUGUUGAUAAAGGGUUGCGAAAACUGUUAGUGAGAAUCGUCGACCACGAAGCCGCUGUGAGUCGCCGAUACCUGGUAUCGCGUUGUCCACCACCCCACGUCGUCAGACGUCAAGAUGUCACCACAGAUCCGAGAAACUCUUUCGUCCUCUUUGGAGUUCCGAACGAUUUGAUGGAAAAGGCGGAGCGGGAGAGGCAGAGGAAGAUUCCGAAGGAGAAGCGAAAAUUUUUCUCCGAUAGGAACGACUUCCGGAGAUGUCUUGAAGUGAUCCUCAAGGAGAAGCACGAUGCUGAGGUGCAGCAAGGAAGCUCAAGGAGAGCCAACCCUGUCUCUUUCAAACUCCGGUCCUCGCACGACCAGCGUGACCCCCGAGUGUUUGACGGCGAAGCUGAAGAGCUUCCCAGCAACUGGAAGGAUCAGGGGCUUGCAGGAAGGCGAGUGGCGGUGUGGGUGGAAGAGGAGAAGCGGUGGAAGGAGGGGCAGCUCAGGGAAAUAGCAGAGGAUCGAGCCGUCGUCUCGUUCCAGCACGGGUCCAGCUCUUGCGAGGUGAAGGUGGAGGACUACGGGCCGACCAACAGCUGGGUCAUUCUUCGAGACCAGGUAGCACCGUUGAGGAGCAGGUCAAAACGAGCCUCUCCCGGCGAGUCCGAGCAGCGAAAGGCGCGCAGGUGGGACAAGGAGGGGGGGCAUGAAGGCGGUGCGCGCGAGGGAGCAAAGGAGGAGGGGACCAAGGAGAGUUGGAAGGCGAGGAAGGGAUCUGGGGCCAGCAAGGGCGAACGAGACGUAUGGAGAGACGUGCUCGACAUCGACAAGGAUCAAGUCACACAGCAGCUACUGCGCGCAGCACUAUUCCACAAGCUCGGGAUUGUCAUCGGAGAAGAGAACUUCAGGAAUAUCUUGCAGAUCAAGCAGAAUGAGCUGGUAGAGAAAGAUUGCUUCAACUGGACCUUCCGACAGGGGAUCAUCAAAUCGGAUGAAUGACCCGCCCGGACUUGCUAAGAGAUUCAAUCGUUCAAUUAUUGCGCUAUACAACCGGGUUAACAUGAGCCAUUAAGAUAUACAGUGAAACAAAAACAAUAAAACAGAUCUAGAACCC